Molecule: messenger RNA, 9248 nt
Organism: Talpa occidentalis (Iberian mole)
Lineage: Eukaryota; Metazoa; Chordata; Mammalia; Eulipotyphla; Talpidae
Gene: TRIL
Product: TLR4 interactor with leucine rich repeats
Exons: 1
Coding region: 787-3219 (810 amino acids)
Cellular component (GO): extracellular matrix
Molecular function (GO): protein binding
Source: RefSeq, a predicted model, not a curated record
UCCACCCCCGCCCCCAGCCCUGCCUGUCCGACCUAUACAGCUGUUUUUAAUCCCUACUUUUCUCACUUGGCGUCCCAAACUCGGGCUGACCAGACGUGGAGCCACUUAGCGUUUCCUCCUCCCCCAGCCGGGGUCUGUCCUCUCUCCGCGGUCUCCUCUUUCUCCGCCUGCGUCCCCGGGGGGUAGAGUGUGGGAAGAAUGAAUUUCCGCCUGGUUUGCUAGCCACUCGCCAACUUGGGUCCCUUCCGGACACAGCCUGCGCGCCCCGGCUCCUCCGGCGGUGAGCCACCGAGGCCGCGCUUCGCCGCCCGACCCAGAGCACGGGGGCGCGGGCUGCGGGGGCCGAGUUGCCGGGGCGCAGCAGCCAAGCCGCGCCCCGAGGAGCUCUUGGAAAGGCUCCCGCCCGCAGCUGGGGAAUCCGCUCGGCGGGGAGAAUCCGUGCCAGGGAAUCCAGCUCUCCGGACUCAAGCUGCAAACAAAAAGCGCCAGGACUUGCUCCCUCCCUCCGCCUCCCGAGGCGCACCCGGAGAAACAGUUUUCUGCAGAAAUGCAACAAGUAGCACCCGGAGCUUGCAGUGCGCCCGGCGCAGCCUGACUUGACUGUGCAAAGGCCGCCCGCGGAGACCCCGGCCAGCCACCGGACAAAGGGCGGAGGAGGGGCUGGACGGCGCAGCAGUCCGAAAGAGGCCAUUUAGCGACUCUGGGGAGGCCAAGGGGAAUGCAGAGGAGACACGGUGCGGGCGGGCCAAAAGGACGAUCCGGCCGCAGCACGCUGGGCGGGCGGCGAUGGAGGCUGCCCGUGCUGUGCGCUUCCUGCUCGUGGUGUGCGGCUGCCUGGCGCUCCGGCCGAGGGCCGAGUCUGUAUGCCCGGAACGCUGCGACUGCCAGCACCCCCAGCACCUCCUGUGCACUAACAGGGGUCUCCGCGCCGUGCCCAAGACCAGCUCGCUGCCGAGUCCCCAGGACGUGCUCACCUACAGUCUCGGGGGCAACUUCAUAACCAACAUCACAGCUUUCGACUUCCACCGCCUGGGGCAGCUUAGACGGCUGGACCUACAGUACAACCAAAUCCGCUCUCUGCACCCCAAGACCUUCGAGAAGCUGUUGCGACUGGAGGAACUCUACCUGGGAAACAACCUCCUGCAGGCACUCGCCCCAGGCACUCUGGCCCCUCUGCGCAAGCUGCGCAUUCUAUACGCCAAUGGGAACGAGAUCAGCCGCUUAAGCCGAGGCUCCUUCGAGGGCCUGGAGAGUCUGGUCAAGCUGCGGCUGGACGGAAAUGCCCUGGGGGCGCUGCCGGACCUGGUCUUCGCCCCGUUGGGCAAUUUGCUCUACCUACAUCUGGAAUCCAACCGGAUCCGCUUUCUGGGCAAGAAUUCCUUCACCCAGCUGAGCAAGCUGCGCUUCCUCAACCUUUCUGCCAACGAGUUACAGCCCUCCCUGCGCCACGCGGCCACCUUCGCACCGCUGCGCUCCCUCUCCACCCUCAUCCUCUCGGCCAACAGCCUGCAACACCUCGGGCCGCGAGUCUUCCAACACCUGCCACGUCUCGGCCUACUGUCUCUCAAGGGAAACCAGCUCACGCACCUCGCACCGGAGGCCUUUUGGGGGUUGGAGGCCCUGCGCGAGUUGCGCCUGGAGGGCAACAGGCUGAGCCAGCUGCCCGAGGCGCUGCUGGAGCCCCUGCACAGCCUGGAGGCGCUAGAUCUGAGCGGCAACGAGCUGUCUGCUCUGCACCCCUCUGUUUUUGGCCACCUGGGUCGGCUGCGGGAGCUCAGCUUGCGCGACAAUGCCCUCAGCGUCCUCUCCGGAGACAUCUUCGCCGCCAGUCCCGCGCUCUACCGGCUGGAUCUAGACGGCAACGGCUGGACCUGCGACUGCCGGCUACGAGGUCUGAAGCGCUGGAUGGGAGACUGGCACUCGCAGGGCAGGCUCCUCACUGUCUUCGUGCAGUGUCGCCACCCUCCGGCCCUGCGGGGCAAGUACCUGGAUUACCUGGAUGACCAGCAGCUGCAGAACGGAUCUUGCACAGAUCCCUCUCCCUCAGCCUACCCCACCGCCGGGGAGAGUCGGCGGCCCCUACCCACAGCUACACGGGAGAUGGCGCCCCCUGCAGGUGGCCUUGCCGUCGAGCUGCCGCCGCAGCCUCAGCCACACCAGCGGGGGCGAUUUUUGCCUGGGUUGGCCAGGGAUGGGGCCGCCAGGGAGCUCAUGGGCAACCGCAGCGCCCUGAGACUGAGCCGGCGGGGCCCGGGUGCCCAGCAGCCUAGCCCCUCCGCUGCUGCCGUGGACCCAGCGCCACACCCUCUGGACCUUCUGGAGAAACCCGAGAGGGGACGUCCAACUCCGGCCGAUCCUGCCCACGCGGAGCCCACCCAGACGGCCGCGCCCAACGCUGCAUCACCACCCGCGGGCGACCCCUGGCAGCGCGCGGCUAAGCAGCGCCUGUCUGCAAAGCAGCAAGAGAGCGCCGCCCACUCCGACGGCGGGGUCAGCCUGCCGCCUCUGGUGUCAGACCCGUGCGACUUCAACAAGUUCAUACUGUGCAACUUGACCGUGGAGGCGGUGAGCGCAGACAGCGCCUCCGUGCGCUGGGCCGUGCGCGAGCACCGCAGCCCCCGGCCACAGGGCGGCGCGCGCUUCCGCCUGCUCUUCGACCGCUUUGGGCAGCAGCCCAAGUUCCACCGCUUCGUCUACCUGCCGGAGCGCAGCGACUCGGCCACGCUGCGCGAGCUGCGCGGAGACACCCCGUACCUGGUGUGCGUGGAGGGCGUGCUCGGGGGCCGCGUCUGCCCCGUGGCCCCCAGGGACCACUGCGCCGGGCUGGUCACCCUCCCGGAGCCCGGGAGCCGAGGCAGCGUUGACUACCAGCUGCUGACCUUGGCCCUGCUGGCUGUCAACGCGCUGCUGGUGCUCCUGGCCUUGGCGGCCUGGGCGUCACGCUGGCUGCGGAGGAAGCUGAGGGCCAGGCGGAAGGGCGGGGCCCCGGUGCACGUUCGCCACAUGUACUCCACCCGCAGGCCUUUGCGCUCCAUGGGCACCGGCGUGUCUGCCGACUUCUCGGGGUUCCAGUCCCACCGGCCGCGCACCACGGUGUGCGCGCUCAGCGAGGCCGACCUCAUCGAGUUCCCCUGCGACCGCUUUAUGGACAGCUCGGGUGGCGGUGCGGGCGGCAGCUUGAGACGGGACGACCAUCUCCUGCAGCGAUUUGCCGACUAGGUCCAGAGCCCCCAGAGGGAGUGGAGACCACCACCGCUCAGGGGACCCCUCAACCCGCCUGAGGGGAAGAUCUCACUUAAUCAGACCUCCUCUCCCCGUUUUGUGCACUUGCCGUAGAGGCCAGAGGGGACAGACGACCCAUUCGUUCGCCACCAUCACCCCAGUUCCCAGGUGUCAUUCAUGAAGUAAAUGGAUGGUAUCUGGUGGUCAAGGCCAAGAUGAGGGGACUAAUGGAUGGUGGGGUCCAGAGAUGGGAGGUUUUCUUUAUGUGGAGACCUUGUGCAGUUAUAAGAAUGGCAUUGGUGACAUUACAGUGCCAUAGCCUGGCCCCCUGUGGGGUUGAAAAGGGUGCUUGUGCCCCAAACAGGGCCAGAAAGAGGUUUGGGUGCAUUGCUUUUUGUUUGUUCAGUGUCAAACAGAAGGGUUUUCUUUCUGUUUCAGGAAAAAGGAACUUAUUACCAUUACAAAGAAGCCUUGGCAACUGGCUCCACCGGCCUGGUGGUCUCUGCCAAGAAGGGUGAUGUUGUAAACAGGUGGUAAAGUUUAACACACUCGCCAAGGAACUCUUUCAUCUUGGUUAAUAGAACAUUCAGGAAAACUUAAUGUUUAAAUAAUUAGAGACGCUAUUUUUUUUUUCAACAAUGUGAAGAGCUCUAACAUUUAACAAACUAAUAAACUCAAGGACUACUUUAGUUGAGCCGGUGGUUUAACUAUCUUAAAAUUAUUAGCAUUAACACCCCACGAACUUUUGCUGAAAGUGGGGUUAACCAGGAUUACGUACAUUCUAGAAGGAGUUUGCAUGCAAGACGUCUGGGUCAGGGUUGCUCCUGUGGCUUUUUAACUUUAUUUUUUUUUUAACUCUGUAUAUGGACAUUUCAAUGGCAGACUUGAUCAAAGAAUGUAAUAUGACAUAAGUGAUGGCCCCGUGGGGAACACCAGCAUUGUAGUUAAAGUGCACAUUUCUGAUAAUGUGUCCAGAUUGGAAUAAACAGGAUGUGGUGCUUCUCCUAUUUUCAUUGACACAUUGAGCCACACUUCUCUCAAAUUGCACAGUUAAGUGAUAAAGGUCAUUUCCUAUUGGAGGGGGAGCAAAAGGGGAUUGUCAAUUGAUACUCUCAAGUCUGGCCACGUUAAUGUCUUACUCUACAUGGAAAAGUAGAAGGGAAAAAAUGAUUGGGAAAGAAUGUGGACAAAAAAAGUAUAUCAAUGGGUGUUUGUUUCUACUAAAACCAAAAGAUUGUUAUGAGUACUUAAACCUCACUGUGAAAUAAUGAUAUAUUUUACAAAUUAAUCUCUCCACUACCCAGUGUUUUAUUGUGUUAUUAAAUCUUAUCUUUUAGUUAAUAAUUGCAGUAUUUCUUUUAAAUGUUUUGGUGUUGAACUUAGGGUUAGACUCUUAUUUGCUCAGUUGUUUUCAACUAUUUGGUAUACUUUCGUUCCCUGAUAUUUAUGAAGUACAUGUUUAUCACUAAAUAUAGUGCUUUGGUUUACAUGAAUAAUUGUGUGUGGUCUAGAAACGCAGUCCCUAGAGGGUGUCACAGUGGUUAUUCACUGUGGUUGUGUUUAUGAUGGCAUCUGGGUGCUGUGGAGGCCACCACAAUGGUGCUAAGGCCCUCAGUGAAACAUCUGUUAGGGCCUUAAACCCCUGAGGAUCUUCGUGACUCAGGAAUCUAUCUCAGCCCAGGGGUCCUUCAACCCCAGUCCACUCCUUCUCUCCGUGGCCUUGACUGGGCCAGUCCUGCCCUUGCCCCAACAGCCGAGUAGGAACCCAGGGAUCUAAAUGAGCUGAUUUUUGGUUAUGUUCAGAUGAGUAAAGUCCAGACCACUUAAAAUACAGCUGCUUUUCUGGCAGUCUUAUCUGUGGGGCCAAAACUUAAUAAGCCACAGGAAAUAGACUGUCAUUCUCAGUUUGCUGCCAGGCCCUGCUCUAGAUUCAGAGCAUCUUGGUAUGUGGGAGAGGUGUAGUCGUUUGCUCUUAUUUUCAACCUUUGAGCUGCCUUUCACCUUUCUUGCCCCCUAGCUUUAUGCACUCAGAUCCCAUCCAUUUGCUGUUGUUCUUGCAUAGCAGCUUAAUAGUGAGUCCCACUGAAAGUCUGAAAAAAGACCUUGGUUUUUCCUACCCUUUCAAGUGCAGAACAUCACUGAAAAUGCUUAAUUCCUGGAUCUAUGUAAAAACCAUUUCACUGGAAAGUGAGAAAUGAAUAAAUGUUAUACAUUGUUAUGUUCAGUCACGUCAAUAAACCCACUUACUAAUGGAGAUGUCUUAUUGUUGCAGUUUCCAAAUAUUUUAUAUAGUUUGAUUACCAUGGCCUGCACUUUUCUACAGUUUUUCAUUAAUGAAAACAAAACAUAAGCUUUCUGUCCUCUUUCAAUGUUUUUUGAUUUCUAUUCCCUCAGAAGAGCAGAGACCUAAUUUUAAAGACAUGGUUGUGUGACAUUAUGCCCAAAGAAACAAUGAGAUGGGUCUAAGAGUAGACAUCAGAAUGGUGUGAAAAUACAGUGACAGCAAGAUGACCAGGUCUCAGGCACCCGGUGUUUGAAGGAAGCUGAAUUAUUCUGGUGAUGCUUAUGGUCAAUAAGGAGUUAUUGAACUGGAGAUCAUUUUGCCUUUACAAAGUUUAUGAAAAGAUAAAAUUCCCAAAGAAAAAAAUAAAAUGAAUUAGGAGUGUUCAAUUAACGAGCCCUUGAGGCCGUCUGGAUGUGGCCACACCCUUAGGGUGGCCAAUAGAUGGUUGCUUUCAUACGGCAGAUAAUUCUGCAAUGCUGCCGGAUAAUAAUUUGCAUAUGAUCAGAACAUCUUCACUCUGGUCAUGCACUGGUCUUCACCAGAAGUGCAGCAACAUGGGCAGCUGCUAAUUAUUAGGAAAUGAUCAAAUAGACACUGGCCUACCUGAUGUUUGUAGAAAACCACUCCCACUCUGCUCCUAGCACAUGAAUGUAAGUGACACUGAAGCUUCCUAAUGCCAAAAAUACACCAUUCAAAGUUGCAGCUGUGAACCAGAACCCAAACAGAAUCCUAGUCAGUCUUAUACCUUCACCAUAGAAUUACAGCAUCCCUGAAGUUCAGAAAGAUUUGAAGGAAGUGAUGAAAGAUUCCUACUUAUCUGAGACUGCACUCAGUCCUCAUUCUGUUUACCUUAUCUCUUUGUACCUCGGCUUCUGUAUUGUGAAAAUGGGGGUCCUGGAUCCUGCCUAUUUUGGGGAGUAAGGAAUGUUUGACAGCACCAGUUACAUGACAGGUGUUCAAUAAAUAUUAGAUGUAUUAUUAGUAACAGUAUUCUGGGCACAGGGCAGAAAGUUGUGUGAUACACUUUUAGUAAUUUCAUGGACAAGGCAUUUCUGUUUAAACCCUAACUAAGCAGAGAAUUCAGAUAAUGAGAUCACAGCAAACCGCCCCCCCCCCCCCCCCUUGUUCUGGUUAGUUGAGACUUUAAUUUAGUGUGGAAGGAGAAUUCAUGAAUUUCUUUUUUUAUAAGGUGACUAUAUUGUUAUUUGAACAAACAUUUCUGUUUAUUCAACUCUUGGUGUAAGUUUAUUCAACUCUUGGUUAAUUCAUCCUUGAACUAAGGAUUUGUAAAUGGUCUUGUUUCUAGGGUGUCCCUACUUCCCAUUAACUUUGAUGGUAUCUCCAAGUGUCCUUUUACUUAGUUCACUUAAAAGGAUUCUUUGCAUGCACAGAUGCUUUUUCUGCUAGAGAUUUUGGGUCACUUCAUCCUUCUUAAUCAUGUCGCAAAUAGUAGUCUUUUUAUUUUGUGUGGGAGAUAGGUAUUUGGAGAUAAUCCUUAGCUAUAUUCAUUACUGAAAUACUGGAAAAUGUAGCUUCCUGAUAUUUUAUCUUGGGGCAGAAUAUCCAAAUAUCCCAUUGCUUCUGUUUGAGAGAUUUUAAGCUACCAGUGUUGAUCCCUUAUUGACAUAGAAAAGUGGCUUUAUAAUUUGGCAGCAAAAUGAUAUCAAAUGCUAGAUAGAAAUAAACGGUCAUGCAGCAACAUUUUAAGCAACAGCCUCUGACAAUGAAAUCCCUAAUAACAUUUCCUUUAAACAUAUAAAAUGAAUGCUAGCUUUGCAUUAACAGGACAGCACCAUCAUAGUAAGUCUUACCCUGGCCUUGUAAAAGUUAUUCACCUAUCCAAGUUACGGUUUUUAAUUAAGUCAUACUUACACUACAGCUGAUUUACAUGUAACUUUGUUAUAACAUGUGGUAGCAUGCAGCAACAUACCUUUCAUGGUACCCAUGCUCUAUUCGCUUUCUUCCAAUUGUGGUGUUCAUCUAAAGAUUUUUAACUUUAGGGAACUAAAGUAAUUAUAAGUAAUAACAAACACCCGUAUUAGCACUGUUCAGCAGCAGUCAACAAGUGGUUUGUCUUCAGCUUUAGUUCUUAUUAACAAAACUCCCAAUAUCCUUCCCAUAUACUGUCUUCGUAGCCAACUACCACCAUGAGUUGAAUGUAUUUCCUUCUUAACAGUUGAUUCUUGUUAUUUGAAGUUAAUUAUGCUCUAUAAAGUUGCCAAGACCACUGUUUUAAGGAAUAUUGAAACAUUGCUCCUAUGGGAGAUACAGGGUUAGAUCCCUGACAUGUAUCACCUUUUUUUUGAUGUGUUUCUGUUUUAAAGCACCUUGUUUAAUAUAUAUAUAUAUAAAAUGUUAAUGAACUAACUAUAUAAUUGAACUCACAGUCAACAACACUAUGACACAUGCCUGAAUGAAGUUUAUCUAAAAUAUAUCUUCCCCCUAAGACAUGUCAUAGCCUUCCUGCACUUAAAAACACUAGCCAGUGCUUCAGUCCUAUGCUUUGGGGUCCUUUGAAAUAGCUAAAUCACUGAGAAAAAGCACAGAAACACAAAAAAUGUGGCACUAAAUAGACUAAAAGGACAUUUGUUAUGGACUGAAUGCUGAAAGAAGGGUAAUCGUUGCUUUGUUCAGCUUCCGCUGGGAAUAAGCAUGGACAACUCGAAGACUCCAGUGCUCUGCACAAGUCCGCAAAUGGCCUUCAGAGUAAUGCAGUGUGCUUUAGAUGUCAUUGAUUUUAAUGUUUUUAUCUUUCAAUUCCAUUGAUUUACGCUCUUACUAUCAUUCUCUACCUUCUCCUUAGUUUGGCUAUAACCCCUUCUUCUGUUUUUUUAAUGUAAAAACUUAGGUUAUUAAUUUGAGGCCUUCUCUAAUAUGAUCAUUUGAUGACAAAGGCUAUCAAUUUCCCCAUACAUUUUGAUAUACUGUAUUCCAGUUUUAAUCAAAUUAAAAAUAUUUUCUCAUUUCCAUUGUGAUUUUUUUCCUGAUUUGCCUGCCUGAAUUAUUUAGAAUUAUGUUGUUGAAUUUCCAAAUAUUUACAAAUUUUCCAGAAAGUGUUGUUGAUUUGUACUUUGACUUCUUUGUGGUCAGAGACUCCAAAGCUUUUAAACUGUUAUGGCUUCUUUCAUGGGCCAGAAUAUUUUCUGUAUUGGUCAUGUGCACAUAGACAUGUACACAUUAAAAGAAUGUGAACUCUGCUAUUUUCUUGGGGGGUGCCUUACGUCAAUAAGUAAGGCUGCUUGACAAUAAUGUUCAGCUCUUUUAUUUCCUUACAGAUAUUUGUUUCCUGCUUGUUCGGUUCACUGAGAGAGGGGUGUGGAUUUGUCUAUUUCUCUUUCAGUUAUCUCAAUUGCUGUAUGUAUUUUGAAGCUCUGUUUUGGAUUGUUAUCUUAUUUUCUAGGCAACCCUUUACUGUUAUGUACCUCUUUAUCUUUGAUCAAUGUAAAGCUACUUCACCAGUUUUCUCCUGGUGAAAUCCUCAUCUUAAAAAAAAAAGUCUGCUGUCUUUUGUUUUAUGUAAAUCUCAAUUUGCAUAUUAUAUCCUCCUGUACCUGAAGAGCUUCUUUUAACAUUUCUUAUAGUGAUGUUCUCUUUGCAAUGAACUGUCUUGACUUUUUACUCAUCAGACAAUGUUUUAUUUUGUAAGAUUUUUCUUGAGUAUUCUUCGCUGAUUUUUUUCUUUCUUUCAAUAAUUUAAAGAUGUUUCUUCAUUGUCUCCUAGCUGGCUCAACAUUUGACAAGG